GGGAGGAGGUCGGGUCCCUCGGGAGUAGUGGCAGUGUUUACAUGUGCAGAAUAUUUUGGAGGCUGCAGCGAUCCGGCGAAGGGGGCCUCUUAUUCGUGUCUUUCUUGAGAGUGAACAGUGCCUAGAGUUGGCUUGUGAUCAGACACAUUGUGGAUUCGGGGUGUGGGGCCAGUUUACUCAAGACAGAACCGCUGACCGGGAAUCAUGUCUUGGAGAGCGUGAGUGGGGAAUGCGCUCUCUCUGACCAGUGAUGGCGGGGCUUUAUUGCUGUCUUCGAGGCGGUUCGAGAGACCAUAUCAUGGCUACAGCAUUGCCGGACACAAGACAGACAUCAGAGAUGGAAGAAUUGAAUGAUGAAUAUUCAGGUAAGAAGAAAUCAAAGUUUAAAACUUUCAAAAAUUUUUUCACCAAGAAGAAAAGGAAAGUGACAGCAGCACCCAAAAGAGAAAACAAUCUGAAGCCAAGCCAGUCAAGUACGGACGUCAGCACAGCUGAACCUUCUGAAGCACAGCCGGACUCUGAGACAGGCUCCCAAAGUAAUAUCGGAAGCAGAGCUUUCUCGCAUGACAGUAUUUUCAUCCCUGAACUAUCCAUCUCGGAGUCAGUGUCAGUUCGAGGAGCGUCCCAGGAAAAUGUGGCUGGCAGGGUGAAAGCUUUACAGCUACAACUUGAACAGAACAUCCGACUGUCUUCCCCCGGUAUGAUGAUCCCUUCCGUAAAGAACGAGGAUGCGGGCACGAUGUCCGAGGACGACGGGCUGCCCAGGAGUCCUCCAGAAAUGUCUUCUCUUCAUGCAGUCCUGAGGUGUUCAACGCCGAAGUGUGCUGUCCUUGCUGAGCGGCACAAUUCUUUAAGUUUAGGGGGAACUGAGAGCGAAGAUGAAGAACUGAUAUCCUUGAUGCCUUCUUCCAGACCCCUCUCUCCACUGGUUCUCAUGACGACCAGCUGUGACUCACUUCCUGUUGACUUCAGCUCCCCAGCUAGUUCACACGUUUGUCUGAACAACACUGCAGCUAAGCACAAGAUUGCUGUUAACCCUCGUAGACAGAAGAUCCGUAGCAAGCAGAUGAAGUCGAUAAUUAGAGAAAAAUCUGGUGGUUCAGAGGAUAAAGGGAAAGGUGAAAGGAAUCAGGUUGGCGCUACUGUAAAUCAGCUGCCAAAUGAAUGUCAACAGGAAAACGAUGCAUUGGUGGAUGGUGACAUUGAUGUUCAUUUUAAUAAAAUGCCUUGUCCAAAGAUUCUUGAAGUGAAUAACGAGGAAUGUGCAGAAAAAGUUCCAAACAUUUCCAAAACACUUGCCACCUCUGAUAGUCACAGUGCAGAGCCUGAAGAUGCAUCCGAUGGUGAAGUCACCAAUCUGAAUACAGAUACAUCACCUAGCACUAUAAAUCAAGAGGUACUUCCUUCAGAACCAGUCUUUCCUUCUGAAAGCAUGCCUGACACUGAGAAGAAUCCCAUUGCUGGGCAGUUGGGACAAGAAACUGUUCUGGUUCAUGAAGAGGAUUCCAAGUUAUCUUCAACAAAAGCCGUCAUUGACAUAAAGGCAAAUGAUGCAUUGCCAUCUGGUACCACACCAGUGACUGUUGCUGAUUCACUGGACUGUCUUGAGAAUAGAAUUCAGGAGGCAGACAAAUCCACGACUGGUGAAGGUUUCCUGUUGGGGGAGGUUGAAAGAGAUUUGGUUUCCACGGGCGCAGUCACAACUCCAUCUUUGAAAUGCAACUUGGCUGCCCAGCUCCAGGAAGAAGGACAAGGGGGACCAAUUUUAAAUAAAUUAAGUGCACCAGAACAUAGUUUUACAUCUAAACAAGCAAAGGGAGUGACACCCUCUAAUGAGAAGUUGGGUUCAUGUAAAGAGUGCCAAGAAGGUGUGGAAAGUAGCCUGACAGAUCAGUCAGUCAUGGAAGGGACAGAUGUUGAGAGCUUAUUAAAUCAAAGACCAGAACAUGUUCCAAAGCCAUGCAAUGAGUUGACAGACAGUGUUGGCAUUCUAUCUGAAGAUUUAGUAAAACAAUCUGAGCGAUCUACCUCACAAUUCACCCACAGUCAGGCACAGCCUGAGCUUUCUGUUCCAGAUGAGCUGUCACAGGAACAUCUUAGGCCUAGUAAUCAAGGCUCCAUCAAGUUCUCAAUCGCAUCUGCUUGGCAGAGAUCCAUAAUGGAUACCAGGAGAAAGAACGUGGACUGGAAUCUUCAGGCAGUGCCAAAAUCGGGCUGUUGCGAAGAUAGAUCAGAAGGCAGUGCCAAACAAGAUUCAACAGCUCAACAGAUUCUUAAUCUGCCACUGAAAGUGAAAGCUGAUGAAAAUGAACAAGCAUCUAUGGACAACAAUCUCCUAGAUAUAGAACGACAAGCAGAAACUGAACAGGAUACCAAGGGAAGUCCAUUUGGUGUCAGGCUGAGAAGAACUUCACCUCUUUACAAAUAUUCGACAGAAGGUAGUAUUGAACAUACAGUAGAGAGAAAAGACCCUGCGGGAGAAACAUUGCAGUUAGCAACACAAACCCCAGCACUCCGGAAAGGAGAUAGUGCCACAGGUGGGCAAGCAGGGGCCUCUUUGUCAACUGGGACUGAAAAAGAUAUCGGUAAAAAGGCAGCCAAAUCACUGCCAGAGGAUCAGAGGGCUCAGUGUCCAAUGCCUGAGAUACAUGAUUCACUGGAGACCUCGACAGAAACUGCUAUGGAAGAAAAGCAUCUUGUUUCUCGAGGAAAUAAUGAGAGAAAGAAUAGUGAAACCUAUGUGGAAUUCGGUAAAACAUCAGAGAGGAACUCUAUUCCAGCCAAACCCGAACCAGCAGACAGUCCAAGAGUCAACGCCUCAGAGCCAGCCUGGGUCUCCUUAGCAAGACAGAAACAGAAAGGCUUUCAAGACCAGUAUGCAGGGACACAGGAAAAAGCCCAGCUUCUGGGGGAGCAAUCCCUGAUUCAAACAGACACAAAAACGGAAGCGACAAAGCACCUGAUAAAGAAGGUUGCAGAUAAGGAGCCUCCCUCUGGCAUACAGAGCAAGGAAAUGAAAACAAGUGUGAAGGAGGAAUACCUGUCCAGGAUAACCACUCAAGCAGGUUCACACCUACCGCCAAAGGCACAAGCCUGUGGAAUGGGAAUGAGGGAGAAGCGGCCAAUGCCCAACACAAAGCUUGCCCCACUGGCUACCGUGGAGCCUCCAUGGCUGGCCAUUGCCAAGAAGAAGGCCAAGGCUUGGAGUGACAUGCCACAGACUGUUCAAUAAGAGCUGCUUCGAAAUAGGACUUCAAAACAAUAUUGUUCCCCAACGCAUCUCAGAGAUCCAUAGUGACCAGUUUGGUUGCUCAUACUGAGACUGCUGGGGAAUAAACUCCAGCCAGGAAGAAAUAAAAGGAUACAAGAGGGUAGAAAGAUAUGUUGGGUAAUGUUACAAAGCAGGAACUUCUUAUAGAUCAAUCAUUAUAUCAUACUCCCCUGCAUUGGGGUAUGGUAGCAAACCCCUAUUUACAGGAAUACAAGUUACAGGAAUAGCAAUCAGAGGCAGGUACUCAUAUCCAAAAGACACAAGUUCAAAUCCCACCACGACUGGAGGGGAACUUUAGUAAAUGAUUCACUGCAUAGAUUCCCAGCUCCUAGUGAUGGACGUGAAAGCAUUCAAUUGUUGUGAAAUCCCAACGCUGAUAGCCUUUGAGGUGGUCUAAACUUCUCGUCGUAUAUAUGUGCCUCUAGACCCACUGCAGGAUGUGGGAUCUAAGGAUGUCAAGGGUAAAUAGGGAUGUGCAAUAAAGUGCUGUCCUUGUAACUAUAUAAAUUAAUAAAUAAGGUAUUCAGGUCUGUUAGUAUCAAUGGAAAUAAGUUUUGGCAGGGUAUUGAACAAGUGGCCCAUUUCAAUUCCAAACUGUGUUGUUCUGUUCUGUGUUUUAUAUAUACUUGCAUUAAUCUGUUUUAAAUAGCUUAAUGCCUUUGCUAAAAUAACAGCAGGGAAAUGAAAUAUUUACUAAUAUCACCAACAAUACUGUCCAGGCUAAUAACUUCUUUUGUCAGUUUUUAUAUCUAAGCAGUUUCUAGCUUUGAAGUUAGUUUAAACUUCUCUGUUCAAGUGAUUUAAAGAUGUAAUUUAUUGGAAUGGCUGGGUAACACCACAAUAAAUGUUCAACAGUAAACUCAAUUUGCUUCUGGAAUGAACGUCAGAAGAAAGUGACUGAAUUUCCAAUCACACAAGCAGCUAGUGUUACUUGAAUAAGGUUUAAUCUAUCUUUAGCUGAAACCCAGCUGAACUAUUUUUAGUUGGAACCCAAAGCGUAGAACAGUACUGCAUAGAAACAGACCCUUCAGCCCACAGUGCUGUGCCAAGAUAAUUAAAUGGCUAUAUAAGCUAAUCCCUCAUGACUGCACAAUGUCUACAUCCCACUCUGCACAUUCACAAGAAUCUCAUAAACCUCUCUGAUGUACUUGCCUCCUGGCAGAAUAUUCUGCGCACCCACCACUCUCUCACCUUGCACAUCUCCUUUGUGCUUACCUUUACUGCAUGCCCUCUAGUAUUAGACAUUUUGACAUAAAGUUAAUCUGUUAUCUACUCUAUCUAUGACUCUCAUAACCUUAUAAACUUCUAUCAGUUCUCCACUCAUUUUCUGCUGUUCCAGAGAGAAGAACCCAAUUUUGUCUAACCUCUCCCCACAGCACAUGCCCUCUAAUCCAGGCAGUGUGCAGGUAAACAUCUUCUGCAUCUCUCCAAAACCUCAGCAUCCUUGCUUUAAUGGGGUGACCGGAAUUGAAUGCAAUAAUCCUAGCCAGAUUUUAUAAAGCUGCCACAUAACUUCAUGAAAUUUAAACUCAGUGUCUCCACUAAUAAAGGCAAACAUGCCAUAUGGUUUUCUUGCUGUGUUAUCAACUUCAUUGGCCAUUUCUGGGGAGCUAUGGACCUGAACCCAAGUUCGCUCUGUACAUUAAGACCAUAAGACAUAGGAGCAGAAAUAAGCCAUUCAUUCUAUCGAGUUUGCUCUGCCAUUAGAUCAUGGUUGAUUUAUUAUCCUUCUCAAUCCCAUUCACCUGCCUUCUCCUUGUAACCUUUAACCCCUAGAACCUAUUAACCUCCGCUUUAAAUAUAGGUUUAAUGCAAUGGACAGAUCCUUCACCUCAACAACCUAUGUCUAUCCUAAGGCAAUACUGAUGAAAAGAAAGCUCCCUUUUCAAUAACUGUAUUUCAUUUGGCCCUUGUUUCACAGCACUGGUGAGCUGGUGGGCAGAAACACAUUGGCGGGACAGAGUAAAUAAAGAUUUGGCCAACACCCAAAUGAAGUUUUCACACUGUCGUUUCUUGUUUGAGAAAAUUGCAGCAGGAAUUUCCACUAGUUAAAAAUCUAAUCAUAGUAAAAAUAAACAUGUUUGCUCAAGAAAUCCAAAACAAGUUCCACUGCCUUAGACGCUGCCAAAACUCUUGCAUCUUAUUCCACUUCAAAUACUUAUCCAAUUUCCAUUUAAAUAAUUAUCAAAUACUAUUCAGCCAUUCCCUUUGAAACAUGCUUCAACAAAACCUUAUGGAAAAUCAUUUGCCAAAAAAUAUAAUCUCCGCAUCAGAAUCGGGUUUAAUAUCAUUGUGGGCACGUGGCCAAGUGGUUAAGGCAUUGGACUAGCGACCUGAAGGUCAUGAGUACGAGCCCCAGCCGAGGCAACGUGUUGUGUCCUUGAGCAAGGCACUUAAUCACACAUUGCUCUGCAACGACACUGGUACCUAAUGCCCUUACCUUGGACAACAUUGGUGCCGUGGAGAGGGGAGACUUGCAGCAUGGGCAACUGCUGGUCUUCCAUACAAACUUGCCCAGGCCUGCGCCCUGUAGAGUGAAGACUUUCCAGGUGCAGAUCCAUGGUCUCCCAAGACUAACAGAUGCCUUUAUUUAUCAUUGGCAUAUUUUGUGAAAUUUGUUGUUUUACAGCUGCAGUUCAAUGCAAUGCAUAUAAUAAAAACAAUUAAUUACAAUAACUAUAUAUAAAAAAGAAAAUUAAAUUAAAUAAGUAGUACAAAAGGAGAGGGAAAAAUACUAAGGUCGUGUUCAUGGGUUCAUUGUCCAUUUAGAAAUCUGAUGGUGGAGGGGAAGAAACUGUUCCUGAAACAUUCGAGUAGGUGUCUUUAGGCUCCUGUUCCUCCUCCUCGAUAGUAGCAAUGGGAAGAGGUCUUGUCCUGGAUGAUGGGGUCCUUCAUGUUGGAUGCCACCUUUCUGAGGCACCUCAUUUUGAAGAUGUUCUCAAUGUUGAGGAGGUUGGUGCCCAUGAUGGAGCUGUUUGAGUCCACAAUCCUCUGCAGCUUUUUCCAGUCCUGUACAAUGGUCCCUCCAUACCAGAUGGUGACGCAACCAGUUAGAAUGGUUGCAUUCUCCACUCUACAUCUGUAGAAAUUUGCGGGAGUCCAUGGUAACAUACAACUUCUCCUCAAACUCUUAAUGAAAUGUAGCCAUUACCUUUGCAAUUGCAUCAAUACGUUGGGCCCAGGAUAGAUCCUCAGAGACGUUGACAUCCAGGAGCUCGAAACUGCUCACCCUUUCCACUGCUGAUCCCUCGAUGAGGACUGGUGUGCAUUGCCUUGAUUUACCCUUGCUGAAGUCCACAAUCAAUUCCUUAGACUUACUGACAUUGCUAGUUGUGAUUUGUAAUUGUGACAGAAAGCUGUACUCCAUCUCUAGAAUUUAUUUCUUCAGCUACAUCCUUCAACCAUGUCAGGGUAGUGUAUCGUUAUUACAGCGACAUGAGUUCAAUUCCCACUGUUGUCUGGAAGGAAUUUGCAUAUUCUUCCUGUGACACUUCCAGUUUUCUCCGGGGGCACUGGUUUCACCCCUCUUGCCAAAGACAUACAGAUUAAUAAGUUAAAAGGUCACAUUGAUAUAUUAGGCUGCAUAGGCUUGUUGGGACUGAAGGACCUGUUUCCCUGCUGUGUUUCUAAAUCAAAUAAAAUUAUU
Mobula hypostoma (lesser devil ray) is the source of this 6917-nucleotide messenger RNA. RefSeq lists its product as uncharacterized. The record is from RefSeq and is a predicted model, not a curated record. Lineage: Eukaryota; Metazoa; Chordata; Chondrichthyes; Myliobatiformes; Myliobatidae. Bases 251 to 3232 code for a protein of 993 amino acids. The transcript is spliced from 12 exons.